AGCCAAUGAUGUGGAUGAUGUUGCUUUUCACCGGCCGUUCAGUGACGCGCAGGCAACACUGGACCACUGGUCUGUCGGAAGGGCUUCUCGAAGCGUCCCAUGGUCCAGGACCUGAUUCCCGCGCACGAAAGGUUGCCAUCGUGCUACCCAGCAAUCUCAGCCGAGCCCAGGCAGAGACUCUGACUGGUCCGAUGAGGGUUCGCGGGUGUAGACGGCGACCCUCUCCCCGAUCCACCGGGGUUGGCCUUUUGGCAGCUUUUGAGAUGGCGCCUGCGACGGUGGUCUGUCCAAACGGCCCGCGGGUUGCACACGGAAUGUUUGGGGGAGAAAAUAUGACGCUCUUGUUGAAGCGGCCACCUGCGGCCUGGGCGCCUGUUCUUCUUGUCAAAAGCCAACCAGCGGCACAACACGCUGCCAGCUGA
Podospora pseudopauciseta is the source of this 422-nucleotide messenger RNA. RefSeq lists its product as uncharacterized. The transcript has 2 exons. NCBI's taxonomy places the organism in Eukaryota, Fungi, Ascomycota, Sordariomycetes, Sordariales, Podosporaceae. The record is from RefSeq and is a predicted model, not a curated record. Bases 6 to 422 code for a protein of 138 amino acids.